Molecule: messenger RNA, 2198 nt
Organism: Anoplopoma fimbria (sablefish)
Lineage: Eukaryota; Metazoa; Chordata; Actinopteri; Perciformes; Anoplopomatidae
Gene: c23h12orf56
Product: chromosome 23 C12orf56 homolog
Exons: 14
Coding region: 28-1779 (583 amino acids)
Source: RefSeq, a predicted model, not a curated record
ACCCUCCGAAGCGGCCCCGGCACCGUCAUGGCACGGACCGGCUCCGGCGCGCUGCUCUCCCGGGGAAACAUCAAGCUGGACUCGUUCCUGAAGCGGAACACGGAGCGGGCGGUGUACCAGCGGAUCCGAGCCUACGAGCCGUGCGUGGUGGUGUCGGAGACGGUCAGGAAGGUGUACAUGCAUGUGGUGCUGAGCGACGAGCGCGUCUACCUGGCAGAGUACCCGCCGCGCACCCUCACAGAGGCCCUGAGCUUCAUGCGCGUCCGCGACAUCGAGCUGGUCAAUGACAUGCCAGAUUUCCUUCAUGGGAAGAACCGGGAACUCUGCCAGCACAUUCGAAUCACCUACGUCACCGACAAGCCUGCUGUGAGGGGCCGUGAUUGGCUGAGGAGAGACAGGAGGGUGGGACUUCCUCCCGCAGCCCCGCCCUCUCGCAGAACCAGCCACUGCCCAACAAUUACACACACCUUAGAAGGAUAUCCUGCACUGAGGAGCCUCGGUGAGCUUCCCACGUUACCCGCCGCACGUUCUGCCUCCUGUCCCGACCCGGAGACCCUGGGCCUCAUCAGGGUCCCACACCCUCCCACCCAGCCUCCCUCCACAGCGCCCUCCCCCACUUUUCCUCUGUCGCCGUCGAGUCUCAGAUUUAACCUCCUCGACACUGGCCAGGUCCCGAGGAGGAUCGGUUCAGUUCUGUCUCGCCUGUUGAAAAAGGACUCCUCGAGUGGCGGAGAGGAGAGGGAGGCCGAGCUGCAUCUUUACGCCGUGUCACACACGUCCAGACUUUACCUCCAUCUGCAGAGCUCGUGGAACAGCUUCAUUAUUAGGUCCACUCUGUCAUUAGAUCCGCUCUACAGACGGAGGUGCAGUGCCUCGUCUGACUCCUGUCCUGGAAAACGACUUCCUGCCAUCAGCUGGGAGAGGACAGCUCACCUGUUUGGUCAGCUGAGCUGUGAGCUGCUGCAGGAGGGGAUCAGUGUGGAGAGUCUCUACCUGCUGCUGCAGGAGUUGAGGACCGCCGCUCACCGUGACAUCACACUACGCCGACUCUUCUGGAGGUCCAGUGAGCUGUGUGACUUCCUGGUUCAGACUCUGGAGGAAUCUCUGCACGGCUGCCAGAGUCUCAGUGGAGUCUACACAGCAGAUCAACUACUACUGAGCACUCUGAUCGCCCAGACGCUCGCCGUCAUGUUCAGAGAGACGGAGGUCGAACCGGCCAGACUCAACCUGCUCUCUGCUAAAAAAGGAGCUUUGGCCUCCAGAAUGCUGCUCGCCUUGAUAUGUGACGCAGAGCUACAAACACAGAACCAAAGAUCUCCGGUUGACUGUGAGCUUCAGGCCUUACUAGCCGAGUACCUGGACGCCUCCUGCUCUCUGCUCUUUGAGCUGCUGCUUUUAGGCCACGAGGCCAGCAGAUGUUCCUCUGCUGACAGCUUCCUGUCUGUGGGCUGGAUCCUCGGAGUCCUGCAGCCUCAUCCCCACACGCUGUCCUUCGUCGGGUACCAGGUCCAGCAGGUGGUGCUGGUUCUGUCAGACCUGCAGGAGUCCUUUCUGAGUCCACUUCAGUCUGUUCUGCUGUUCCAGCGCUGUCGCCUCCUGCUGGCCUGCCUGCAGUACAACACCCAGCUGGCCCAGCACCUCCGAUCCCACUUCAGAGAGGAGUUCAGGUACGUCGUGAAGCUGUCGUGCGCCGAGGAGAAGCUGCCGCCUCGCUACCCGAUCAGCCAACCGACGCUUCGGCUGGUCGAGCAAAUCCUGACUCUAUAUCUGCGCAGAUGAUCUCGCACACAAAACACACGUGCUCUUACGGACUGUGCCUUUAAACGAAGUCUGAGUGAGUUUACGCUCUGAGCUUUUCCACUUUGGAGUUCUGCUGCCGUUAAUGAACUGAGCGGAAAAAUCUGCUGCUCGUAGUAGUGAAACAGAGGAACUCAGCAGAGAUAAGACCUCUACUUUCCAUCACGUUGGUUUUUGUUAGUCAUGAAAUGUCCCUUUAAUACUGUGAAGCAGAAAUGUUCUCCAGGUUUCCUGCUCAUUGGCACUAAACACAAACAUUCCUGUUUCUUUAAACAUCCUUCUCUGAACGUUUGGAUUCUGUGUAUAUUUAGAACAUGUAGAUCUGUAAAUGUCCUCAGAUGAUGUGCGCUCUAAAUAAACAAUAUUCAAGGGGAAGUUGUCCCAAAAAAUGCAGUCGUGUA